This is a messenger RNA of Drosophila mojavensis, 1757 nucleotides long. RefSeq lists its product as uncharacterized. Lineage: Eukaryota; Metazoa; Arthropoda; Insecta; Diptera; Drosophilidae. The record is from RefSeq and is a predicted model, not a curated record. Bases 645 to 1733 code for a protein of 362 amino acids. The transcript has 2 exons.
AUUCGCUUUUUAUUUUAAAAUCUUCAUGAUUGUAUUUAUUGUUUAUUUUUUUGCUUUUUUCUUUGUUUAAAUCAAACUGUAGGCGGAAAGUAUAUCCAUAUAUGUACAUAUAAAGAUAUAAAACAUAUAUAAAUAGCUUUUAAAUAUCCUGGCUAUAAGUCUGAGAAGUGGGAACGUUUAGUUUCAUCCUCAAGUAUUUUAUUAUAUAGUAUUAAAUCAUUGUCAAAUGAAUCAGUUUUCAGUUGCUUAGGAUUUCAGCGCUUUAUAUAAAUUCGUAUGCCUAAUGAAUCUAGAAAUUAAGUUUAGCGACAGAAAUAAAACUGAAUGUGCAUAUAAUAGCAAUUGAAUAUUUUUCAAGUUGUUUCUGUAAAAAAUUCAGUAUGGUUGUCAAAAUAUUGAAUAAAUAAUAUUCUUAUAUUUCAUAAUAUAGACUAGACUAAGCUAAUAGCCAUUGUUUUGGGUUUUCAUGUUUUCAUUCAUUCAAUUCGAUUCAGUUUAAACAUAUGCUAUAUUUAGAUCCAGAGAUCUUUAAUACUUUUGCUUACAGCAUAUAUGUUCUAUAUUUGUAUCCACAUAUAUAUUCUGUCAUUUGGUUUUGUGUUGUGUCAAUAGACGUUGCCAAUAUCUGAACAAAAGUUGAAUAAAUGACCCUCCACUGGAACUAUCUAGCUUUAUGGCUGUUAUGUAUUGUGGGCGCGUUACAGCCCAUAAAAUCAAGUGAAUACAUAGGCAGGCCCAUUCCGAGACACGACAAAUGGUCGCAGGCGAUUAAGGGGGACUAUAUACCGAUGCAAUUUUACGAUGCGAUGCGAUCAGCGGAGAACUCCAAGCUAGAUUUUCAAAAUCAAGUGAGAAACUUCAGAGAGCAUCUUCAGAGAAAUCUGACUAUGUCAAAUGUUCUUUCGCUCGGACAUGAAAAUCAGCUAAAUACACAGCAUCAGAGAACAAAGUUACACGAAUUGUCCGAGUUCUUCUAUGCAGCAGCUGAUGCAGCUAGAAUAUUUGCACGAGAUUCCGAAACUUCCUACGAAUUUGCGAAGAACUCAAGCUAUACGCUAUUGCUGCAGCUUCGACAGAUACCAUCGACGCAGCCGAUUCCAGUCAAAAUGCUUCUAACUAAUUAUUUUGCAGAAAUGGAAUUCUUUCACAUCAUGUUUUCCGAGAUCAUUGACGAAGCCCUAGAAUAUACGCAGAACAUUUUACUCGCUACCCAAAAGACCUUCACAUAUUACGCCGAUGUCCAGCGAUUCGUUCUGCAGAAUUGGAACUUUAAGGGUGACGUAGGCUGCUGUCAAGAGUAUAUGGAGUUCCUGAAGCACUAUUCCGACCAAAUCUUCAAGUGCGCAGCCGGACGUGGCCUCAACGUGGCAUUCGAUGUGUUCGCCAUGACCGAGCUGACGAGCAAAUAUGUUAUGCGACAGCUCGAGUUUCGUAUUCAACGGCUUUUCAACUGUCUUUAUUUGGGAAGUUAUGAAAUCCGAUGCAAAUUUCUACUAAAUGCCGAAAAAGAUUUCGAAAUGUUGUUCACCAAAAUUGAGGAGCUCGAAAUAUUCUAUGACCUCAGAAUGAAAAAUGGACGAGUGUCAGCCCUUCGACAACGACGCCAAAACCACAUUGAAGAGGCGGCGCCAACUGGAGUAAAAGCACAGGACAAUUGUAUUCCGCUCGACUUUCCACGCAGCCAAAUGCAUAAAAGUUUAAAGCAAUGUUUUUAUAGCAUAACAGAAUAUUAAUAUAUUUUUGUUUUUAUAUACAUA